This is a messenger RNA of Argiope bruennichi, 6040 nucleotides long. RefSeq names its product mucin-5AC-like. The transcript has 11 exons. Gene Ontology annotation, cellular component: nucleus. Gene Ontology annotation, molecular function: transcription corepressor activity; protein binding. Lineage: Eukaryota; Metazoa; Arthropoda; Arachnida; Araneae; Araneidae. The record is from RefSeq and is a predicted model, not a curated record. Gene Ontology annotation, biological process: negative regulation of transcription by RNA polymerase II. Bases 391 to 4722 code for a protein of 1443 amino acids.
UAACCCUAGCGUUACAGUCGGCAAAGAGCUACGCGAGCGAUUAGUCGAUGACGUGUCGGGCGUGUUGUCUGCGGAACUUCCGACGAUAGAACUCCGCGGAGUUUGGACCGCGGGAAAGCUGCGUCUUUUCCGACAAGUGUUUUUUCGUUCGCUCUCUCCCGAUCUUUGCCAUUGUAUUAAAGUUGACAUUUUCCUGUCCCGGACUUUUGGAAUAAUAGGAAUUGUUUCCACGAAAUUCGUUCGAUUUGUUUGCGCGUUGGACUUCUUUUUUUAAAAUAUUAUUUAUAAUUCCGUUGAUCUGUGAAUGGUAUGGAAGUUUCUUCCAUCAACGACUGAAGGAGAUCCGAUGACGACAUGCGUGGAUAAGAUCAACCUUCUUUUGUUGCCGCUAUGUACUAUCCGCCUCUCUUUACUUCAGUAAGACCAUUUGAUCCUCGGGCCAAUUCUCUAGACGUACCAGUGGUCCGAGAAAACCCUUUGGACCUUUCGGUCAAAACCAUUCGACCAUCUUCUGACGCUGCCGCCGGCGGUGCUGAUGCUGAAGAACUGAUGAUGUUAGAUCACCGAAAACUUGCCAAUCUGGCAGCUUCUCACUCAUUGUCUGCCAUGGGUAGACAGUUAUUGGAUCCGUCCCUAUAUAGACUGGGAUACGGGGCAGAGGCUGUUGUGCCUGGACUUACCCCGCCUUUCUGUUUUGAUCGAACGACAGGAGUUGCUGUACCAACUUCACUAGCUGGUCACCAAAUGCUUUCAACCUUUUUGCAACAAAGAGAGAGAUUGGAGCAACAGCAACAACAAGCAUUUUAUGCUGCUCGAAAUUCUGCUGUUGCACAGCAACAAGCAGCUGUGGCAGCCGCUGCUGCAGCAUACAUGGAUCCUGCGAACUUACCUUUGCAUUUGCGGAAUGGCCUGACACAGCGAGAAGCUGCUGCUGCUUUGGCAGCUACAAGAGGCUUAUAUGCUCCAUCUCUUCCCACACCAAUGAUGCUGCCAGCCUUUUCCUUAUACACAGAAGACAAAGGUGCAUUUACGUCCCUGCGCAAUCCAACAACUAGUACUGGCUCUACGGACAGAAGUGUUCUGAAUGGUGUUACUGCUGCUGCGGCUGCACCUACUCUUGAAGCAGCAAGAUAUGCUGAACACAUACAAAGACUUAGAGAACAACAUCUUCAACAGCACCAGACGUCUGGUAAGUGCAGUAGUACUUGUUGUACGUCGAGUUCCCUUUCCGGCUUAGGGCAGUCAUCUGUGCCAUGUGCCUGUUGUGUUCAAACUCCUUCACAAGCUGCAUUGUGUGCUCGCAGCCCCAUGGGAUGCGCUAACAAGGAUCCGACAUCCGCUGCAACAGGCAAAGUCUGUGAUUUUCCUCAACCAGGGUUGACAUUUUUGCAUCGUCCAACUGCAACCACUGCAGCGGCCACGACAACAACUUCAUCCACUUCAAGCAGCGAACUAAGGUUAUCAGUAUCAAGUCUUUGUACGACUCAAACUACUGCUGAGCCUACAACAGUGAAUUCUUCUCGUGAUAAGCAGCAACAUUCCGGGUUUCGGUCGACGAUUUGGAAUGCUGGACUACCAUCUGUAUCUACAGGUGGUAAAACGGCUUUUUCUGUUCCUAAAAAGAAGGAGAAUUCUCACAAAGAUUCUUCUACGCAUCAUUCCAAGGAACAUCGUUCUUCUGGCAGCAUCAAAGAUAUUUUGAAAGAUAACCAAAAUAAUAAUUCAAAUACAUAUGAAGGAUCUAAAACUGAUGCUCCAAAAGUGAGUUCACAUUCUUCUAAGCAUGAUAAUGUCAAAAAGGCCAAUGAAAAAUACUAUGAAGACUUUUCUUUGAAGUAUUGUCAAAAAGAAAAGACAGAUACCAGUUCUUUCAAUUUUCAUAAAAAUUCAAUGAUUACUCCUCACAAGCACACUCAUAGUGGAAUGAUCCUAAAUGGCAAUGAUGCCCUUACUACAGUUACAUCAGUUACCCCGAUUGUACCGACUAGAUGUGAAGGAGGUUCGAUUCCCAUUACAAAAAUGCCACCUUUACUGGAAGCAGUUCGUCCAUCAGAAUUGCCAAAUUCAAUUGAAAAACCUCAAGAUCCUGUUUCUUCUGUGCACAGUCCCCAGGGUCCACCACCUCUUAUUGCUGUAUCUAGCAUGAUAGAUUAUUCUGCUGCUUCGAUUAUAAAAUCAUCAUAUACAUCUUCGGAAAACUCUUCUUUGAGAAUACCAUCCACGAUUUAUCCCGCUACUUCUGUUCCAGUGCCAUCUUACAAACACCAAGCUGAAAAAAUCCCUUCAGAAGUAUCGAAUGUCAAAACAUCUUCUAAGUCACCCAAGAAAUCGUCCCACUCUACUACAAAAUAUAAUGGAAUGCCAAUAGGCUUCAUGAAUGGUGAGCAUGCAAUAGCUCCAUUAGCCAUCCCAAAGCCAAUACCUGCCAAACCCAUACCUCAGCUUCCAGCCCAUCAUCUAACUCCAAAUGCCACGCAUUUUUCUAGUCAUUAUCGCCCUGCUCAACAUCAGCUGAGUUUACAGACCCACAAUGAAUGGAUACCACAUGCCAAUCCUAAUGUUACUGUCGCCCCGCUGCCACAGCCCACAACUUCGACCGUGACAGCAACUUCUACUACUGUUGUCACCAGCGCGCACCGUCCAAGCAAACCUGUGCAAUCAAACAGUUUACCAUCGGCGACCGCGAUGCAUCGUGAGCCCGAUUAUGCAGACACUCCAAACGUCCUCCAGUCUCUUCUCGUUCGAUCUUCUACUGGAAUGGAUCCCAUGACCACGAUGCCAACUGCCAUGACAAAAGAUAUUCCAACAAGUGUGAUAACCUCUGCAAAUCCCUUGCCACUUUUCAGUAUCGACUACCGAUUUCCGAUCGGUCCUCAGAUAAGUUUAGUAAACAACAGUCGAGAUGAAAUGCCAGAUGUCGCUUACAGCACACCUUUGACUGUCCAUCACUCCGCGACAUCUACAAACGCGGCACAGAAAGAUAAAUCUGAUGUGCUCAAAUCGGAAAGUGCAUCUCAGCCUUUGUCGAUUACGUCUAAGCAUAAAAAGAGGUCAGCCAACACGGAGGACAAUGGAAACACGAAAAAGCGAAUACUUUCUUCGAAUUUCAACUCUCCCAUGCCUAGAUAUUCAUUUCAGCCUGCAUCGUUUAUCAAUGAAGUGUCGGAAGCUCCAGAAUGCCCUUACACUUUCCAUCCGGAACCUCCCCUCAAUUACACCACUCAGGUGAAAGACGAAAAUCAAAAGCCUUUGUGGAGAGAGGUUCCUGAGAAGACUGCUGAUAUGACUAAUUUCCGAGAAUUGCCCAAAUCUCCAGUUUUAGUUCCUAAAUCCCCAUCCAAACCUACCGAAGCUACAUGGUCUCCUAAAUCUGGUUCUGUACUUCCUGUAAAUUCUAGUACUUUACCACAAACUGCAGAUAAUGCUGCAAUGGACAGACUGGCAGCUAUCCGUGCUCGUCGAAAACUUAGGAAGAAACUACUAUCUCGCAUUUACCUGCAAAGGAGACCACUUGCUACAACGGGCAAUGUAAUGCCCGAUCGUGCCGCUCUUGACAGACAACUUGCCGUAAGGUACACUCGGAAAUUGUUGUCCCAGUUAACCCUUCGAUGGGCCCACCGACGUUAUGUGUACAAGUGGCAUUCCAUCAAAAGAAAGAGCCUGUCUGGAAAAGUGGUUGUACAGAAAAAGAAGAAUGGGAAAGUUAUUUACGAAUAUAAACAGAAAAAUGGCAAAGGGGCAAAAAGCAAAAUAGUCAACACGGAGAAAUCCACGUCAAAGAGCAAGGAUUCUUCAUGUUCGUUACCCAUGCCACCUGAAAUGAAACGAUUGAUGGUUAAUAAAGCAUUAGGAGAGACUCAAUUGCACCGAGCUGCCAGGCUUGGCUAUCCGCAAGCCGUCGCCUACUGCCUGAAGAGCAAGUGCGUGAGUGUGAAUGUUCGUGACAACGCAGGCUACACACCUCUCCAUGAAUGCUGCUCCAGGGGCCAUCUAGAUAUUGCGCGGGCUUUGCUGCAGUAUGGAGCUGAUGUCAACGCCAGCGCUGCAGGAGGAAUCAGGCCUUUGCACGAUGCCGUCGAAAAUGACCAUGUAGAAAUCGUGAGAUUAUUGCUGUCUUACGGUGCCGAUCCGACCAUUGCCACUUAUUCGGGUUUGGAACCCAUGAAAUUAGCUCGUUCUGCCAUGAUGGCAGAGUUCUUACAAGGAUUCCUUGCCGACAUAAGCGGGGAAGUUGAUAGUAGACCGCAUUUGCCUUGGAGAUUUUGGGGAUCUGCGAAAUGUUUAGAUCCCGAAGACGGCGGCUACGACGUCUUCAGCGGCGUCCCUUCCGAUGGCGAAGACGAGGGGGAGGGCGACAACGACUUCCUGUUCGAGGUGAGCGACUCCCCGCACCUCCCCACUUUCCGACUCCUGUUGCCUGCUGCCAGCAGUAAGGCGCAAGGCAACUAUCUUCGGUUGAACGAUGUUCUGCGCAAGUUGUCCAUUACCAAAGAAGAAUUCCUUAAGAAUUAUGGCCAUAUAGAGAUCCUUUCUUUGCCUCGUCACGAAUUCGAAGCCAGUGCCACCUGCAGUCCGCUGCUGUCCGGAAACAAGCUGGACAACCCCUUCGCGUCCCGUCCCAACUCUGACCGGUCUCUGGACAACGGAAGCACGACCGAUCUCAUCAGGUUGGACAAGGGAAUCCGCAAAGUGCUCGGCAUUGAAACCAUCUCGGUCCGAUAGCCUGAACACACUCUGUGGAGAGAGAAGCUUUAUUGUGAUAAGAACUCUGUACAUAACGAUACAAAGCUUUGUCAUUUCCAGUGGCUUAGUGUGACUUUUUUCCUACAGUUCAAGCUAAGCGGUUUUUAUUUUCGCUCAACCAGCCGUUUUGGGGUAAACAAAAAAAAGGGGGGGGGGAGUUUUGGGGAUUAAGAAUUCAAAAGGAAAUCGUAUUAUAUAUAUAAAAAAAUAUAUCCCCUAAAAAUAGUUCAAAAUAUUUUUUUUUUUUUUUUUUUUUUUUUUUGAUAUUAUGAUUUAAACAUUUAAUUUCAGAGUUUUAGUAUUUUAAAGCAAGAUAAAAUUAAAAAUAAAUAAAUAUUUUUUUUUUUAAAGUUUACAAAUUUGAAACUUCUUGUAAAGAAUUUUUGUUAUAAAACAAAAGAAAAAUCAGUGUUUAUGAGUAUGUCAAAUAAAAUGUAUCAAAAAGAAACUUGCAAAUAUUUGAGAUAUUACGAUUUCCUUUUGAAUCGUCACCUUUUGAUUUUUCUCGUGAUCCUGCAAAGCUUGAGAACUUCAUUUAAUGUGUCUUUCAUUAUGUAGCUGCAAUAUGGGCAUUUUUCGAAACUAUGUGUUGAUAUUUAUGUAUCCUAAAUCUCUGUUUUCCUUGAAUGCCUUGUUUAACCCUAGAAGUUAACUGCAAUCCUUUUAGAAGCACAAUGUGCCCACUUUUAGUUCCUGUUUUAGACAGAUAAAUCGCAAAUUUCUGGGGCUAUUAUUGCAAGGCAUACUUUGGUAGAAGUUUCGUAAUGUUUUUAAUUUUCUUUGAUGUACAAUUCGUAAGUGCUCUCAGAUAAGAUUGCUAUGUUUGUUGAAGUAGUUCCUCGGAACUCUGCUCUUUGCAUUUUAAUGCUUGAAAUAAAAAAAAAAAAAAAUAAAAAAGGGGGAAAUUUAAGAUAGAAAUUUUGUUCGUUUUAAUUGUGUGAAUCGCAUUAACACAGAGACAUUGUCCUAUCUUACAGCACUUGCGAAUAGUUCACUCCGUUCCAUAGGAGUGAUUCCAAAUUGUAAAUUAUUGUUAUAAAAAAAAGGGAAAAAAUCUAUGAAACUUUUAUGUAAAAGAUAAUUGUAAAUAGCUAAAAAAAAAAAAACAUUUGCGCAUAGAAUGAUGUUAUAUGCCUGCCUAUUAUAGAUGUACAGAAAAAUUAAAAAGAGAUUUAUGUGAAAGCUUGUCGGGAAGUGGGCUGUGCAAUUCGAAGUAUUGUACAAAAACAUUUUGUCGGCCUACUCAUUUGUAUGUAUGUAUGUUUCUUCGUCUUUUAUUAAAAAAUAUUCAUUGAAA